Messenger RNA from Malurus melanocephalus (red-backed fairy wren), 3648 nucleotides. Its product is annotated as KIAA0753 ortholog. The record is from RefSeq and is a predicted model, not a curated record. The coding region runs from base 126 to 2693 and encodes 855 amino acids. NCBI's taxonomy places the organism in Eukaryota, Metazoa, Chordata, Aves, Passeriformes, Maluridae. The transcript is spliced from 16 exons. Gene Ontology annotation, biological process: centriole replication; protein localization to centrosome. Gene Ontology annotation, cellular component: centriolar satellite.
GGGCACCGGGAGCAGCCGCGGGCCCUGCGCCGUGGCAGAGAAGUCGCCCCGAUCUCCUUUCCGCGGCUCCUCAGCUGUGAUCACCAGCAAGGGAUAAUAGCGGAGUUUGCUCUUAAGCCGAUGUGAUGGGGCCGAGCAAGACGGCGGUGUCUGAUGAGGCGUUUGCAUUCACCACCCAGCGAUACAGAAAUGAAAUUAAGGCUUUACAAACACAGCUCCAGUUUAAUAGAAAUGUGCCUGCAGUUCCAGAGAACUUGGCUCUCAGAUUCUCUCACCCUCGUCCAAUUAUAAUAGAAAAACUGAAGGCAUCCAACGAUCAGAGAAAUCCAGUUGGAAGUGAGGACCCCAACCUGAGAAACUCUGGGAUGUUCUCAGUGGUAUCUGAAGAGAGACUGAAAUUGGCUGUUCAGCUGGCAAAAAGAGAUGUCAAACAAAGACGUCUGGAAGAGCAAGUGAAACAGCAAGUAUUUGGAGAUGUGGUCAGUAAACCAUUGUGGACCCACAAAUCACAACAGCAGAAGACUGAAAUACUUGUAAGUCAAGAAAAUAAAAAUGCCCUGAGGUCUCAGACUCRCUUGACAAGUCAGCAGAGGCUCGACCAGCCUUCCCAAGGGGGAUCUGCCAGCUCUGAUGCAAACAUUUAUCUCCGCGUGGUUAAGGAGGGAAAGCCAACACCAGCUGUUUUGGACUCUCCACCCAUCCAUGACACAGCACCAGAGCCCAAGCCAAAUUUAAAUAAAAAAGAACAUAAAAAUAUGCAGGAAGUCCAGCGUCUACAAAAGGAAUUAAGGAACUAUGUCCAGAAAAUUGAAGAAAUUAUUAAAAAAGGGAGAGAUAGAGAACUUCUAGAUCCCGAAAACGAGCAGCGACUUUGCACUAGGAGACAGCAACAAGCRGCACGGUCAGCUCGGAUGCUGUACGUGCUCCAGCAACAGGUAAAAGAAAUUCAGGAUGAUUUAGAGAAACUGAGUCCUCAUACAAUCAAACAUACUAAAAAGUCUCAAGCAGUGUCCAGGUUGGCAGCAGUGCACAGAGGAGCUGUACGAACCUUGCARGCGUUUGCCAAUCAGUUUGCAGAUCAAACAGAUGAGCAGAUUCCUGCCCACUACAAGGAAUUGGGCAGUCUCAUUCGACAGUUGUCUCUCUGCUCCGCCAAACUAGAAGGGGAUUCUUCCAUUUCUGAUGUUAUUAUAGAUAUUUUGUUGCAAGUUGAGGAUCUAAAUUCACUGCUGGAAAACAAGMGAACACCAAAAAGAGUGAAGAAAUGUAUUUCAGCUUCUCAGGCCAAAUCUCCAAGCAACACUGAGACAUUUCCAGGCAGAAAGCACCUUCUGUCUCCAAAAGGAGAAAACAAAUCUCUCACCUUGAAGGGACAGCAUGGACAAGAGCCUAAAAGACCUCCAUGUGCCAGAAGUGUCUUGACUGCUGUUCAACAGGCAAACAGCUCUGCUCAUGUAUUACACAAUAAAUACCAAGAAGAAAGUGGCUCACCUAUUCCAGAGGGAAAUGCCACUUUGCGUGAGGGAAGCACAGAUGCACUGGUGAGAGCUGCAAAAAAAGAAUCUGUUCUUGAAAGUAGUGCUUUGAAGAAGAAAGGUGUGUUAUUGCCUGAAAAACCACAGGAAAUGCUGAAAUCUUUAAAAUCAAGACGGGUACACCCUCCAGGAAAACAUGCCCGAUUUCAAGAGCCAACUAUAGCUUUCCAACUGAAAGGGAACAAAGGACCUGUUAAAGAGAGCAGAAUGGCCUGUGUGCUUUCAAAGCCUCCAUCUGUCUCACCUAAGCGAUUAGCAAGGCUUGAAGCAAAAAAAUCAAGAGGAGCGAAGGUUCUAACUGACCUUUGCAGAGGAGAAACGAAAAAAAUACCAAAGUUAAGGUCACAAACUGUUCCUCCAACCCAAUGUGCAGACAAAGCUGGGAAGAAGGUUUGGGAGUGGUCAGAGCUUCUGCUGGACAGGACACAGGUGGUACAGGAGGUUGCAGAAAAUGCAGAUAUUCUGAGUGAAAAGCUAUUGGAUGAUCUCUUGGAARAUACUGCUCAGGAACUGUGGAGGAUGGAUCAGCAUCAGAGACUCCAGACUGAGGGCCUGCCUCYAGCUGACAGUCAUAGCCUAGAGUCAAUGUUGCAAAGAAUGGAAGAAAUUGAAAUGUACCAGGAGGCUGUCCGCAGGAGAGUCACCCAGAUUGUGUACAGUGACUCCCAGUUCUGGGCCCAGCAAGACAAAAUGGAACAACAAAUGGCAUCGACAGCUAAAAAAUUUACAUCUCCUCAUCCAGUUCAGAUAAUCAAAUUAAUUGGACACACAGAGCUAGAAACAGACAUUUUAUUUGRAAAACCUUUUGACAGCACUGAUAUUGAUGAAAACAAAGAAGCAGAGGAGAAAUUGCAGACUGGAAAUGACAUUCGGCAGCCCUUGCCUCUGAAUUCUGUACAGAAAGUAUGCUCUGUGUCUCUCUCCGUGCCAAGCAAUAUGCUCCAGAGCAUCUUGGAUUAUAACAGCAGAUAUAAGCAUCAUUUAAAGCUUAUUUCCCAUGAGGUGGUGGGCAGUUUUGAUCCGUGGCAGAUCGCUGAGAGUCUUGCAGAGCAACUGACAGAAGAAGCCCUGUGUGACGUGGCAGCAGAGCUGCAGGAUGUUUGUGAGGACUAUGCAGAAGCUGUGUUCACAUCGGAGUUUUUGCAGCCGGUGCAGUGAAUUCUUUCCCACCCGUCCCAUCAAUGCCAGCCUCAGUCUGACAGUCUGUGAGGUUUUCUGCACUGGAUCUCUAUCAGGGAUUCAUCUCAGAUUUUUAGAAAAUUAUUACAACAAUGUUUUCCUUUUCAGAUUUGAUGUUGUGUAAUCACCUUAGCACAUACRCUGGGAUGAGCUCUUUGGGGGAUGUGGCAAUCCAAGCAAGGAUUGUCAUGGCACAGCACAAAUAGAUGCAAGCAGUUGGCACUGGCUGUACUUGCAGGCCUGCUUGGGCUCUUGCCAUCAGUUUCAGAAUGGAGUUCCUGAGUAUCUCUAGUACAUCACGCACAGGCAAAAUGAGACCUUUUAAUAGAAMCACAUGAUAGAGAUCUUUGUUUCUUUUCUUAAACUAGUCUAAAAUGUUACUCUUAAAAAUCCCACAGAAAUGAAAACAACAAAAUAAAUGAUCAACUGGCWUUUCUGCAACAUUAAAUUCACUUGUUUGUUUCAAAUAAUCAAGGUACUAAUUUGGGUUAUGUCUGGAGUCAGACCAAUGAGUAAUAAUUACUUAUGUAGUGUACUAGGGAAAUGSAAAUUCAACCCUUGAGGUACCCCAAAGGACAAUAUGACACGCUGUUUCCUUUGUCAAUUUUUUUUCAAURUUGUUCAACUUACAACACAUUCAUUUUUGACCUUCUAAGAUUAUUUCCUCUAAUUAGAAUGUAGAUUUAAAAAAUAAUCUUGUUUCUAUUGAAGCCAGGUUUACUAUUUCAAUCGUAUUGAAAUUUACAUCAAAUGUAAUUAUAUAACUGUUACUGCUGAAGUAUGGCUUUGUUGAUAUGUGAUUUCUGUAAUUUAAACCCGUUCAUUUCUAAGAUUAUAAAUCAAAAAUACUAAAGCAAUAGUAUCUCKAUGUCUGUGUAUAUAUGCUUGUGAAAGUAUUUUGAAGAUGUUUUAUUUUUUAAUAAACAACACUUGU